Messenger RNA from Pantherophis guttatus, 7677 nucleotides. Its product is annotated as ADP-ribosylation factor 6-like. The record is from RefSeq and is a predicted model, not a curated record. Lineage: Eukaryota; Metazoa; Chordata; Lepidosauria; Squamata; Colubridae. Gene Ontology annotation, molecular function: GTPase activity; GTP binding.
UAUACCGCCCUUCUCCCUGAGGACUCAGGGCGGUGUACAGCCAGAAUUAAAAAACAUAAAAUACAAAUAUUUGAAGCUGGUUUCGUUUCACCUUUUUGCGCUCUCGGUGGAUUUGGGGCCUUAACUGACAGGUGAUCGGGAAUUGAACUAGGAAGGUCCUUGAGUAUCUUCUUCUGUCUUGGGGCUGAAAAACAGGAAGGGGGGGGAGGCAAGUUUAGCCAAGAAGUUUUUGGAGAACUUUAGAAGGGAGCGCCAACCCAACCGUCCCGCAGAGUAGAGCUCACGAUUAUUAGGAAAUCCAUCCUCGCUGAGAUCUAGUAGGAUGAAGAGGCAGGAUUUAUUUAUUUUUUUUUGCCAAGGUCAGCUCUUUGCUCACCUGUCGAACAAGGCCGGUCUUCCCCUCCCCCUUUCUCAAGCCUAACCACCUUGCAAAAGGUGACUAAUAGUAUAGACUCUGGACGUGAGCUGGCCUCAGCAAUGCCUGUCAUUGUGGUUUUUGGUGUCUUUGCUUCUAAAAAUGUGACCUUCGCUUUUGUGUGUGUGUGUGUGUGCGUGUGUUGGGGAGGAGGAGGAGGAGGGGGAGGCCCCGAAGUGGGUUGGGCUGCUUUUUCUGAGAAUGUUCCGGUGGCCCCAGGUGGGACCUGCACGUUAACUUCCUGCGUGUGUGACUUUCUCUGCACACUAAGAUGGGAGGCCGGUGAACUUGGGAAGGGAGAAAGGAGAAAAAUUUGGGAGGCAGGGAGGGGUGUAUAGGUAGUCCUCGACUUAACGACGGUUCAUUUAGUGACCGUUCCAAGGUUGCUGAAAAAAAGUGACAUACCUGUUUUUCAACAGUUCAAAUCUCAGUAGCAUCCCCAUGAUCAAAAUUCAGAUGCUUUGACAACGGGUUCUCAGACUUACGACCGUUGCAGCGUCCCCGGGGUCCUGCGAUCCCUCUUUGCGACCUUCUGACAGGCAAAGUCACUGAGGAAACCAGAUUCACUCUCAACCACUAACUUAAAAACUCUUCUGGCAACUGACUCCUAUUUAUGACCGUUGCUGUGCCCCCAGGAUCACGCGAUCCCCCGUUGCGACCUUGUCACUGGGGGGGGGGACCCAGAUUCACUCAACAACCGGGUUACUAAUUUAUCCACUGCGACUGUGGCCAGAGAAGUCGUAAAGCGAGGUAAAACUCACUUAAAUGCCUCGCUUAACAACGUACAUUUUAGUGCUCCUUGCUGGUCGUAGGUUGAGGACUUACCUGUAGAAGUAACUUGGCAAGAUUUUGUGCUGGAAGAGCGGGAGAUAAUUUAUGCCUUUCCAAAUUCCUCGUCCCGCCCUUUGACUCACAGGAGAAUUAAUUGCAGAGCAUGACUAAUUGCAAUGCAAAUAGACAGGUGUCACCUGAGUUACAGCUUGGGAAAAACUGGUCGGGAGACAUUUUGGGAAAAGAAGGUUGAAAAAGCCAGAAACACGGGAUGGGCGUGACAGUUUUCCGGGCUUCCGGUUUUCUUUUCCUGCCUCCAGAAGGAAACCCGAAUGUUCCUUUUUAAAGGCCGCAGGGAUGGGCAGUCCUCAAAUUAACGGCCGCGAUUCAGCCCGGAGUUUAUGUUGCUAAGUGAGAAAUCUGUUAAAGGGAGCCCAUUUUUCUCGCCACGUUUCUUAAGUUGAAUUCGCUUGGGUUUAUGGAUCGGCCCAUCGGCCGUAUCAAAAUACAGAGUUCCGAACACAAACGAUUUACUAAAAAUCCUAUAAAAACAAUUUAAAAUGCAAUUGGAAGAAAAUACAAUAAUUAUACUUACCCUGUUUCCCCCCAAAAUAAGACCUAAUUGGAAAAUAAGCCCUAGCAUGAUUUUUCAGGAUGCUCGUAAUAUAAGCCCCCAAAAUAAACCCCAGUUAAGAUGAUCAAGCCAGACAGUCGCAUUUAGUACCGUAUUUUCCUCAAAAUAAGACCUAACCGGAAAAUAAGCCCUAAUGCGUCUUUUGGAGCAAAAAUUAAUAUAAGACCCGGUCUUAUUUUGAGGUGGUAUGUAUUUAUUGUGCCUCUGCUUUGCUGGUUGAUCGUUUGAUGGAUGAAAAGUGGGAGAUACAGCUAGUGCUUGACUUACGACCGUUCGUUUAGUGACCAAAGUUGCAACGCCACUGAAAAAAGUGACUUAUGACUGUUUUUCAUACUUAACGACCGUUUCAGCAGCCCCAUGGUCAGGGGAUCAAAAUUCAGACACUUGGCUGGUUCGUAUUUAUGACCGUUGGCAGAGUCACGUGAUCUGCUUUUUGUGACCUCCUGGGGAAAUCCAGAUUCACUUCACAGCCGGUCUUACUAGCUGAAACAAUUGCGGCGAUUCGCUUAGCGGCUGUGGUGAGAAAGGUCGUAAAAUGGGGCAAAACUCAAUGUCUUGAUUAGCGACGGAAAUUUGGGGCUCCGUUGAGGCCAUAAGUUGAGAGCUACCUGUAUUCUUUGUAGAAGUUGUUUUAGGUCCUCAAAUCCCUUCUCUUUUGAGUUUGGGAAUGAUGAGUUCCGAAUUGUGGAGCAGGAAUAUAAAAAGAAUCUUAAGGAUAAUAAUAUAAUAAUAUAAUAAGCCAUACCAGCUGUAUGGAGCCUUGGCAUCUCCCUGAAUGUUAAUAUUCAUUCAUUCAUUCAUUUUCAUUCAUUCAUUCAUUCAUUCAUUCAUUCAUUCAUUCAUUCCUGGUAUGCUGCCUUCACUUUGGCACCAUUAACAAGAAUAACGAGAUGGAAGGCACCUUAAAGGUCUUCUAGUCCAGCCCUCUGCUCAAACAGAACUGUCACUGUCUGAACCAAUGGGUUGUCCGAUCUCUUCUUAAAUUAUGCUGGCCGAAUGGGGCUUGAGGUUGGAAGCAAGAACAGACUUUUCCAGUCGACGAGAGAAGGGAACCUCCCUUGUUGCCUGGGAAGAUUAAAUAAAUAUUCUGCUCGCGGUACGAGACCAUGCUUUGCUCAGUUUUGCUUGGCAACUGCCACCUGCAGUGGCUCUGCUCAGUCUUGUAUGGACUGUGUGGUCCUUGCCUGCAGCCAUGGGGAAGAUGCUAUCCAAGAUCUUUGGUAACAAGGAGAUGAGGAUUUUGAUGUUGGGCUUAGAUGCCGCCGGCAAGACCACCAUCCUCUACAAGCUGAAGUUGGGCCAGCCCGUCACCACCAUCCCCACCGUAGGUUUCAACGUGGAGACGGUGACCUACAAGAACGUCAAAUUCAACGUUUGGGACGUGGGAGGUCAGGACAAGAUCCGGCCUCUCUGGAGACACUACUAUACCGGCACCCAAGGGUUGAUCUUUGUGGUGGACUGCGCCGAUCGGGAUCGGAUCGACGAAGGCCGGCAAGAGCUUCACCGCAUCAUCAACGACCGGGAGAUGAGGGACGCCAUCAUCCUGGUCUUUGCCAACAAGCAGGACCUCCCGGACGCCAUGAAACCUCACGAGAUCCAGGAGAAACUGGGGCUCACUCGCAUUAGGGACAGGAAUUGGUACGUCCAGCCGUCGUGCGCGACAUCGGGAGAAGGACUCUAUGAAGGCUUAAUGUGGCUUACCUCUAACUACAAAUCGUAAUUCUGGAAGCCGGAGAGCUAACUCGAUAACGGGCGCACGCAACCUCCCUAACCGACGAGUUCUUCAAAUCUUAUCUUCCAUCUGUCCCCUCCCCCCCCUCUUCAGCUCUUCUCCAACUCCUGGCAGAAGCCUCACCAUCAAACGUCGAGGCCUGGAAGAUCUCGUUGCUUCUCUUUCUCUCUCUCUCUCUCUCUCUCGGAAGAUGCCUUGAUUUCUGCGGAUGGAAAAGUGGAGGGGAGGUGGGGGGGGGUCCUUUGGCCCCUCCCCAUCCCAUUGAUCCAUAGCUACCUGCCUGCACCCCUUUGGAACAUUCCCCGCCCCCCCCUCCUCAAGCCCUCCGAACUCAGGUGUCUUCCGAAUGAGUUGAGUCUAAGCCAAAGGUGAAGACCCUCGUGAAGAGCGUUGGCUGGGACCAGUUCCAGGAGCUCUGUGUUGACUUGGGGGUGGUCCCGUCCUCCCCCGCCCACCUUUUAAAGGUGGGGAAGCUUGGCACUUCCAAGGAACUUGAGUUUGCUCCGCCGUGGCCUCUUGGAAGCCAAUCCUCCCGCUUGGGCACACCAGGUUGGCAGAGUAGACCCCGCCAAGCUUCCGAAGGUGCUGCGUUAGCAGGCUAAGCUUUUGGUGGGGAUGGGGAGUCUCGGUGGGACGGUUCGCUUCCUCAGGUUGCCUCUUCCAGUGUCUCUGCCGGAAACGCCCUGCCCUCGCCUUGUCUCGCCUCGCCUCUCUCCUGACCUGUUCCACCUGCUUGGGAAGAGACAAGGGCAGGCAUGCCUAGCGCCCGACCGAACCCGUUUGCCCGCUGCCAGGAGGGAGUGGAACGGAAGCCUCCGUGCUUUGGUGGCUGUCUUAUCUCCAAAUUCCUGCCUACGGCUCUGUGGAGGGUCCCUUCCCUCCUGUAAACAAGGGACAUUCACAACUCAAGUUGGGACCACAACGGGGGUGUCCGUCACAUUCCUUGACCGGCUCUUUCACGAAUUCAAACUCGGUAUUGCCCCCUCUCCGAGAGAAAACUUUCCCUCCUGCCAUGGCCGUCUUCGGUCCACGAUCCUUAGGAUGCCACCCUGUUUCCACAGCUGGCAGCACGAUGGAGCUCAACCUGGUGAAUCGAAGCAAGGGCCCAUCCUUGGAAAUGUUUACCUGUCUUUGCUCGAGGGGCGUGGGACAUUGUUUCUUGAGAACAAAAUGUGCUUUUUCUGGUUCAGUUCCAAGCGGUGGGUAUAAAUCCUCUUUUUUUAAAAAAAAAAAAAUUGUACUGAUACGAUCCAUUAUUGGGGGGAGGGGCAUAGAUCUCGUUUCCAGCACCUUAGAUUGUGUGGCCUUCAGCACAGAUCAGUGGGUUGUUGUUGUUUUUUUUAGCUGUGGCCCCUUUAAGAUAGGUGGACUUCAACUCCCAGAAUCCCAGGAGGUUCUGGGAAUCCUGGGAGUUGCAGUCCAUCCAGUUUAAAGGGGCCACGGUUGAGAAACACUGGCAUAGACCAAAGAGGAGGAUUUUGCCAGGAGGCUCUAAGGAUGGUGGGGCGGCGGGGGGGGGGUAUAAGUCCCUCUCCCCUCUGAUUUCAGCCCUUUCCAGUUGCUAACCCCCUCCCUCCCCCAAUUCCUCCUGCUUACUUGCUCACUCACUCGCUUUUUAAAUCCUAUUUAAGCAAUGGCCAAUUUGAAGUGCUGGAACCAUCGGGCUGAAUCUCUCCUUGCCUCCUCUCCUUAAGCAGUUUUUAAAUUUCUCUUUCCCUUAAAAAAACAAAAACAAAACUCUCUAUUUUAAUAUGAGGGCUUAUGGACCCCCAAAUGAGUCCACCGAGGAAUUGGGGGAGCAUCGCAAGUUGUCUGCGACGCAGAGAGACUUCCUUGCCCCCUCCUCUAAUUUUCAAGCAUGUCUUGACGCACGGAAGGGGGCUUGCGACGUCUCUUUUUAAUCCCGCCCCUCCAUUUAAUUCAGCUUUUCUCGUCCCUGGCCAUUGUAAGAUGCACGAUUCUCAUCCGAAUCCUUGAAACUCGUAUUCUGACCAGCUUGGGAAGACCUUGUGGGGAAGAGAAAAACCUGGAAUGAGAAAGGAGAAGGAAGAAUUGAUUUUUCCUUCUGCUAGAGAACCGUGGUUGUGCUAACCCUGGAGGGAGGGGGGGAAAAAUCAGAUUGCAUUUUCUGUCUGCAGUUUCCACUGCGGCUUGCACUCUGGGUGUGAUCUGGAUCAGAUGUGACUCAACGGGGAGAGCCUCUCGGUUGCGCUGAGCCAGCGUAAAAUGUUCUCUUCAGCCGUCUCCCUGUCCCUCCCCUCAGCUGAGCUCUUUCCGGAUUUCAAAAAGUGCAGGAAUAAUCCUCACAAGGAUGUCUUGUAGCUUACAGUAAAAAAAAAAAAAAAAAAGUUAGAUGGAGGCCAAAAUAGUGUAAUCUAAACUCCACCUGUUUUUUUUAAAUAUAUUUAAAUUAAAUAUAUUAAAUUAAAAAUAAAAUAAAAAUUUCAAUGUUUUAAAAAGUCAGGCAGGAAAGGUUGAUUGUGUGGUUUGGGAGGCCAUUUUGACUUUUUUGACCUGCAGAGGCUCCUGAAAGCUGGAAUUCUUUCCCCCCCCUCCACCUUCUUUCUCCAACAUUUGGAGGGAGAGCGCAUGAAGGAGUUGUUUGAUCUUUAUUUCUUUUCCGACUGUUUCUUUCCAAGCUCACAGUUUCAUUCGCCGGGUGAGAGUAUUCAGAAAUAUAUUUUGAUCUGGAGAACCUGUAGCAGAGUUGUGUUAAAAGUUGUGUGCACGCAAUGCAAAGCCCUCCAAAACGCCUUUUCGGUGUUUCUUUUCCUUGGCGACUUGAAGAUAGGGGUGGACUUCCGACUCCCAGAAUACCCUCACCAAAAUGGCCGGCAGGGGAAUUCUGGGAGUUGAAGUUCUACCUAGAUCUUCAAGCUGAUUUAUGCCAUCCAGAGAAUUGGUAGGGCAGGACAUUCAGCCUGGAGAGAUUUAUUGGGGCAGGGGAGUCCCCGGGUUCUGCUCCUCCGUCCCCUUCCUUCUGAUGUGUGUGUGUGGGGGGGGUCCCUCCCCACCUCUCUCUCUCUCCAGCUUUCUUCCAAAAUAAACUUUCAUGCCGUGAUGCCAUCUUCCGCAGCUUACGUACCCAUGGUGCGUCUCAACAUUUUGGAAAGAAAAUCUUAUUUGGGCCUCUGGACGUGCAUCAUGUACGUUGCCUUAAGGCUUCAGGACUACCCUCCCCAUCAGUCCCCAUCUAGCAGUGGAACAGAUGGGAUUCAUAGUCCCCCCCGUCCCUCCCUCUCUCUAGGGUGCCCAGAAAGGCGAGGCUGGAGGGGGAGAGAGGCAUCCAAAUUUAAGGGAAGGGGGCUACGACAUGCUUUAAUGUGUGGCUCCCAAACUCAGCAUGUACCGCCGUAGCUGGCGUGUGGGAACCGUCUUGGUCUGAAAAUGGGGUUUCCUCCUACUAGUGUCUUUCCUUGGUUGGGAAUGCUGGGUUUUGUAGUCCUAAUCUGUCUGACAGGUUGGGAGUGGCGGGGUAUAAUAUUCUGAAGGCACUUAAAUCCUCAACCCUGCCCUGAAAUCUUUAGUGGCCUUUUUUCCUUCAUUGCUUGUCAUUUUUUCCUGUCUUGUGGUGGAAUCAUUCCCCCCAAAAAAUCACUCAUCAAAUCCAGACACAAAUCCAGACAAAUCCAGAUGGUUAUUAUUCCCCCCCCUCCCCACCUCCAAAAAAGCCUGUUGAUGGUCAGAGAAUGAUCCGUGUGAAAAUAACUCAUUUUUUUCCUUCCCCCCCAUGCCUUCCAUAAAGGCUGUCACAAUUAAAGGAAAAACAAGGUACUUUUUCUGUAACUUAAAAACUGCAGCUGGGGAACUUGAAUACGCUGAUCUGUUUCGAGGGUUUAAAAUUAAAGGGGUAUUUUUGUUUUUCGUUCCCCUGAAUUAAAAAUGAAGGGUGUGUUUAUUGGAUGCUCAGCUGCACAUACAAAUGUACUGUACAUUUAUUGCUGGAAUUUCUUUAGAAUCUGGGUUUUUUUGGGGGGGGGGGCUAGGGUGCGGGAAGGGCGGUGUUCACACGUUCCUGGUGGCUAUAUGAGUGCCUGGGGUGGGAACCCCCUGUUACAAACAAGGGCUCACUGUUUUGUUUUUUGUUUUUUAAAAAAUAAACGAUUUUCAAAUCUUCAUGAAAAA